This is a messenger RNA of Raphanus sativus (radish), 1951 nucleotides long. RefSeq names its product RAN GTPase-activating protein 2. NCBI's taxonomy places the organism in Eukaryota, Viridiplantae, Streptophyta, Magnoliopsida, Brassicales, Brassicaceae. The transcript is spliced from 2 exons. The coding region runs from base 184 to 1782 and encodes 532 amino acids. Gene Ontology annotation, molecular function: protein binding; GTPase activator activity. The record is from RefSeq and is a predicted model, not a curated record.
GCGGGAGGGAGGGAGGGAGGGGGAGAUUUAUAAUUUAAAGGAGCUCCGGUGAGAAACCCUAUCAUUUCGCAUCCUAAAGGUCUCAGAUUCAGCCACUCCCCAUCGCUCAGUUACAACUUACAACCAUAGAGCCUCAUGAUCUGAUUGUGUUGCAGUGAUAUCAAACUCUCUGGAUUUGUGAUUAUGGCUGAUACACUUGAUUCCCGACCUCACACAUUCUCCAUCAAACUCUGGCCUCCGAGUCUACCCACGAGGCAAGCUCUCAUCGAGCGCAUGACCAACAACCUCUCUUCCAAGACCAUUUUCACCGACAAGUUCGGCAGCUUAACCAAGGACCAGGCCACGGAGAACGCCAAGAGGAUCGAGGACGUCGCUUUCUCCACCGCCAACCUACACUACGAGAGGGAGCCUGACGGCGACGGCGGCUCGGCUGUUCAGCUCUACGCCAGAGAAUGCAGUAAACUCAUCUUGGAAGUUCUCAAGAAAGGCCCUGUUGCUGCCGCUAAGGCUGAGGAAGUAGUAUCUGCUUCUCUUAAGGAAACUGUUUUCGAUAUUUCGAAAGGCAAAAGAGCUUUUAUUGAAGCGGAGGAGGCUGAGGAGCUUCUCAAACCGUUGAAGGAGCAUGGCAAUGCUUACACUAAGAUAUGUUUUAGCAAUAGGAGUUUCGGUCUGGGAGCUGCACGUGUCGCCGAGCCUAUCUUGGCGUCUCUGAGAGACCAGCUCAAGGUUGUUGACUUGUCUGAUUUUGUAGCUGGGAGGCCGGAGGUCGAAGCUCUAGAGGUUAUGAAUAUCUUCUCUGACGCCCUGCGAGGGAGCGUUCUCUCAUCUCUCAACUUGUCAGACAACGCGUUGGGAGAGAAGGGCGUUAGAGCGUUUGGGACGCUCUUGAAGUCUCUGAGCUCUUUGGAAGAGCUUUAUCUGAUGAACGAUGGUAUCUCUAAAGAAGCUGCACAAGCUGUCUCCGAGUUGAUUCCUUCAACGGAUAAGUUGAAGGUUCUGCAUUUUCAUAACAACAUGACGGGAGAUGAAGGAGCGGUGGCGAUCGCUGAGGUUGUGAAGCGCUCGCCGCUUCUGGUGGAUUUCAGGUGCUCUUCCACGAGAGUUGGCUCAGGUGGGGGUGUUGCUUUGUCAGAAGCGCUUGAGCGUUGUGCUCGUUUGGAGAAACUCGAUCUGAGGGAUAAUAUGUUUGGCGCAGAAGCUGGAGUUCCUCUGAGCAAGACGCUUUCAAGGUUCGAACAUUUGACUGAGCUUUACUUGAGUUAUCUAAACCUUGAGGACGAAGGUGCCAUAGCCAUAGCAAACGCCCUCAAGGAGUCUGCUUCGCCCAUUGAAGUUCUUGAGAUGGCGGGAAAUGAUAUAACAGUUGAAGCCGCUUCAGCUAUAGCAGCCUGUGUAGCAGCGAAACAAGAUCUGAACAAGUUGAAUUUGUCUGAGAAUGAGCUGAAAGAUGAGGGAUGUGUGCAGAUUGCAAAGAGUUUGGAAGAGGAUCAUUUGAAGCUGCAGUACAUAGAUAUGAGCAGUAAUUGCAUCAGAAGAGCAGGAGCACGGGCCUUGGCUCAGGUUGUUGUUAAGAAACAAGGUUUCAAGCUGUUGAACAUCGACGGGAAUAUCAUAUCAGAGGAAGGCGUUGAGGAAGUUAAAGAGAUGUUGAAGAAAACACCAGAGGUACUUGGAGCAUUGGACGAGAAUGAUCCGGAUGGAGAAGCUGAGGAAGACGAAGAUGAAGGGAAUGAUGAGUUGGAAUCCAAGCUGAAGAAGCUUGAAGUGAAUGAGGAUGAUUAAGUCUGUUAAUGUUGGUUACUUUUCAAUGCUUCAUUUGUUUUGUACCAGGAUCACUUUAUCUGCUAAGCUCUAUAGACACCAAAAAUAUUUUGCGACUUUGGUGUUAAUUGGCGGUAUCUUAUCAAAUCCUUCCUUCCUUCCUUUUAUAAGAAACGAUUAUGUUUCCUUA